Molecule: messenger RNA, 806 nt
Organism: Penicillium samsonianum
Lineage: Eukaryota; Fungi; Ascomycota; Eurotiomycetes; Eurotiales; Aspergillaceae
Exons: 2
Coding region: 302-565 (87 amino acids)
Source: RefSeq, a predicted model, not a curated record
CACUACUUGGUUAUAGUGAAGAACAAGCCCAGCAAAUUAUCGUACGACCAAGAGCUCACUACUUUAAUCUGGCGUCAGGCGGAAACCACAUUGCGACAGUCGCAUUCGCCGACCAGGAAAGAUUCUCACGUCCACGAAGCAGACGAGCUUUUCACUUUCGGGCACUUGGGCUUGCUCCAUCAUGUCGAAAACAACAUGAGCGAAUGGCUGAUGGCUACAGAACAAAUGAAGCCGCUCGUCGAUGUCUAUCUUACAUUCGCGCUGAAAACACCUUGCCGAAUCCUCCAAACGACGCUAUGCAAUGAAAUUUUACAUCGACGUCCUGGCCGAGCUUUUAACAGUUAGCCAACAGUACAAUUCCUUCCUUUCUGACUUCCUCCCAAUGGCGGUUGAAUCCCCCGCCCUAGCAGAUGCCUUGGUCGCUUGGUCAUCGGGUCACCUCUCCGUCUAUGACAGCGCCUAUCAUAUAACCGCUCUAGAGGCACGAGCCGCCUCCCUUCGCGCACUCGCAAAAGCUUUAACUUCAGAGGAUAUUGCCAGUCGGGAGACGAAUUCCAGAAUAUAAAACGAGCGUUGGGGGUUCUGGAGUGGAUAUGGAAGCGUCGAGCUCAGGGAGGAGUGGGAAACAGUCAACUGGAUUGGCAGGAUAUCGUUGGUCAGCAGAGUGAUGAUCUUCUUUUGACAUAACAAGGUCUCUCCAAGCUAAGGGUCCAGUGAUUACAAUGAGGCACAUGGCCUAUGACCCGGUGUAUCUGUAGUGAGUUCAUAUAUUAUUGUAGAGUGUGCUGGGGGAAGCAUUUGAAUAC